Messenger RNA from Hyla sarda, 3215 nucleotides. It is a transcript of the gene FBXL4, whose product is annotated as F-box and leucine rich repeat protein 4. Lineage: Eukaryota; Metazoa; Chordata; Amphibia; Anura; Hylidae. The transcript is spliced from 8 exons. Gene Ontology annotation, biological process: SCF-dependent proteasomal ubiquitin-dependent protein catabolic process. Gene Ontology annotation, molecular function: protein binding. Bases 181 to 2043 code for a protein of 620 amino acids. The record is from RefSeq and is a predicted model, not a curated record. Gene Ontology annotation, cellular component: SCF ubiquitin ligase complex.
CCAGGAGGCAUUCCAGGAAGUAUUUAUUCCAGGCUGUGGUGCUCACAUGUUUUCCUCGGUGUGGUAUGACAAGCCCAUAACAGUGGCCGGCUCCAGUGUUGUCUUUACCAGGUCAUCCAUCAGUCACUACAGGAAACAAGUUAGACCACACUAUUCAUUGGACACGUCAGUUUGAGCUACAUGUCGUCUUGGUUUCCCAUGCUAACAGUCCUGAGCAUGUUUUAUUACAUUUGUCUUCGGCGCCGUGCCCGGUUAGCUAGUAGGGGAGAAAUGCUUAACAGUCGCAGAGCCAUUGAAUCAAACAGCCGUGCUUUGCCAAUGUCUAUUGAAGUUGUACAGUAUGCCAAAGAGGUUCUGGACUUUAGUUCUCACUAUGGAAGUGAAAAUAGCAUGUCUUACACCAUGUGGAAUUUAGCAGGUGCUCCCAAUGUCUAUCCAAGUUCGGGGGACUUUACCCAGACAGCUGUGUUUCGGACAUAUGGAGACUGGUGGAAUCAGAGUGGCAGUUCUACUCUUCCUUUCAAAAGGACCUCACCAAGCUUCUUCAGUCAGGAUUAUGUUGAGCUUGCGUUUGAGGAGCCUGUGUAUCCUACAGCAGUUCAUAUUCUUGAAACUUAUCAUCCUGGAUCCAUUGUCAAGAUUCUUGCCUGUUCUGCAAAUCCCUACUCCCAGACCACUCCUACUGAAAUAAGAUGGGAAACUAUCUGGUCGGCAGAACCCACACGUGUCCAUUCUUCUCAGGCUCGCCAGUUCACACCCUGCAUAAAAGAAAUCGAUUUCCCAACAAAUCUAUUACGCCUGGAAACGAAUAGCUCUCUCUCGGAAUAUUACACAGAGUUAGAUGCUGUGGAAUUACAUGGUGUGAAAGAGAAACCAAUGCUCAUAUUGAAAACAGCUGCCAUUGAUAUGAAUGAUUUGGAUGAAGAUGAAUAUGAUAAAGAGGGCUGUGGAAUUGACUGCCUUACGAAUCAGUUCAGUAGCUCCAGCCUCAGGGAUUGGACUAAUAAUGGAUAUUUUGACAAGCUGCCUUAUGAGCUAAUCCAGUUGAUCAUUAGCCAUUUAGCACUUACAGACAUGUGUCGGCUGGCACAGACUUGUAAGCUCCUGUAUCAGCAUUGCUGUGAUCCUCUUCAGUACACCCACUUAAGUUUACAGCCUUAUUGGGCCUCUCUGACUGAUGCUGCUUUGGAGUAUCUUUUGCCUCGAUGCACACUAGUCCAAUGGCUGAAUCUUUCCUGGACUGGAAACAGAGGUUUUAUCACUACCUCAGGAUUUAGCAGACUUUUAAAAGUGUGUGGCUCUGAGCUAGUGCGUCUGGAACUGGCCUGUGGCCAUUUCUUAAAUGAAGCGUGUCUGGAAGUCAUAGCGGAGAUGUGUCCAAACUUACAGGAAUUAAAUCUCUCCUCUUGUGAUAAACUGCCACCGCAGGCUUUCAACCAUGUUUCAAAAAUUUGUGGAUUGAAACGCCUUGUUCUGUACCGCACAAAAAUUGAGCAAACAGCUCUACUUAGCAUUCUGAACUUCUGUCCAGAACUGCAACACCUUAACCUCGGCAGCUGCGUUCUGAUUGAAGACUAUGACCUAAUAGCUGGAGUUAUAGGUGCCAAGUGCAAGAAGUUACGUUCUUUAGACUUGUGGAGAUGUAAAAAUAUUACAGAAAAAGGAAUAACAGACCUUGCUUCUGGUUGUCCUCUUCUUGAAGAACUUGACCUUGGUUGGUGUCCUACUCUUCAUAGCGGUACUGGAUGCUUUACAAACCUUGCUCGUAAGCUUCCUUGUCUGAGAAAGCUCUUUCUUACUGCUAACCGCUCUGUGUGUGACUCUGAUAUAGAAGAAUUAGCAGCAAAUUGUCAACAUCUUCAGUACCUUGAUAUAUUAGGUACUAGGCUGGUGAGUCCACCAUCUUUACGAAAAUUGCUGGAAUCCUGCAAGGAGCUUGUCCUACUGGAUGUUUCUUUUUGUUCACAGAUUGACAGCUGUAUAGUUCAGGAACUUGUUUCCAGAUUUCCAAAUGUGUCCAUUAAAAAGAGUUUCACUCAGUAAAUAUAAAUGCAGCUCCAAUAUGUUUCAUGUCUAUAAUGGAAAUACUUCCUUUUUUUUUUUUUUUUUUAAGGCCCCAUUACAUUGGGAAAUUAUUGGCCAUACAGACUGGUAUCACCCUAUGUAAUAGGGCCAACGAUCAGCCGACGAAUGAGCAAACAACUAUUCAUCAGCUGAUGGGGUCUUUUUGCACAGCUUAAAAAUCAACUUUCAUUGGCCGCACCUCUCAGGUGAGGUGUGGCAAACAAAUGAAGGCAGUAAAGGGCCAUGUCAAUUAUCCAGUGAUUGUUCAUGCGGGCCUUCUGGUACAAUAGGCUCAGUAAUUGAGGGCUGAUAUUAGAGAUAGGCACUUGUUUACAGGGAGUAGCGGGCAAUGUAUUAAUGCCCUAACUGCAGCUCUUCCAGCUAUUACCAUGUCCAUAAAAUAUAAGUUUGCUGAGCUAAACUUACAAUACAAAUUGAAAAGAAUUGUAUGUGUUGAAAGAUUUUGUGGAUUUUUUUUUUAGAUAAAUUAUUAUAUUUUUGCCUUGUUCUUGAAAUACACCUUUUUUAUUGAAAAACUUUUAUUUAAAUGCUCAUUGUCAUUUUGAAAAUCUUUUGACAUGUCCUAGUGACAUGUUAUAAGUUUAGAUUGGCGGGGUCUGAGUGUCGAGGCCUCCACCGAUCAAGAGAACGAGUUGGGAGAAGUUCACACUUAGCUUGUUCUCUCCCUGCUCCGUGUCACAUGAUUGAGACAAACUCGCAAUGUAAGUUUAUAAGCGUGUCUCUAUUACGUGACACAGAGGCAGGGAGAAGAGUGCACGGCAGCGCAGACUUCUCCUGACUUGUUCUCCUGAUUGGUGUAGGUCUUUUCACUCCCUUUUGAAACUUUAAACUUUUGAUGCUAGGACAUGGUAAAUGACAGGUACUCUUUUUAAGGCUUCCAUGGCAGAUGUAAUGUUCUAUACAAAUCUGAAUAUUUAGUAGUUAUAAUGUUAAUGUGUAUUUAUUACUCUGAAACAGAGAUCCUAAAGAAUGACCCUAAAUUAAAAUGGUUUGUGAGUUGAUAAAUAUCAAUAAAAGGAAAGGUUAAAGGACCUUAAAGGGGUAUUCCAGGGAAAAACUUUUUUUGAUCUAUUAACUGGCUCCAGAAAGUUAAACAGACUUGUAAAUUACUUCUAUUAAAAAAUCUUAAU